AUGCAGUUUAUAAAGAUAGCGAUUUCUUGUAUUCUAUGUGCGCCGGGCGUGUACAUGAGCAAAGAAAGCAGGCCGGCGGCCUCUUUAAACGAGAAAGCGAUUGCGCAAGAAGGCUGCAAACACUCGGGCAAAAACACCCACUCAGAAAUCAUACACAGUGCAGAAGGCGUCUAUACACACGUAGAAUUCGAUGUGAAUGAGUGCGAGAAAGGGCAAGCCCCAAAUGGCAGCAAAGAAGUCCAAAACUCUGCCGAGGUGCAUAACGAGCCGGAGCCAGAAAAGAGCAAGGCCUUGCCAGAAGACUUUGUAAGAGGUAGCCCGAAAAGGCUUUCCGGCCUUUCACGGCUUAAGGACGCUCUGCGCUUUAGCUUUAAGAAAAAAGCGCGAAGCCAAAACCUGAUGCACAAAGAAAACAGCAUGCAGCAAGGCGCUGCCGAGAAAGAAAACGAAGAUGCCAGCCCCAGUGCCAGCAAAGACGAGGCUUCUCCGAGCCAAGAAAACGAGGAGGAGCCUCCUGUGCCGACUUCCGAUUCAAAGGACAUGCCUAAAGAAAAAGCAGAGAGCAAGAAGGCUGCGAAGGCUGAAGGCGCCGAGGAUACUGAUAGGCCGCUCCAAAACUGGCCCAUUGCUAUGUGCCAGAUAACGCCUGAGAACCCAGACUCCAUGUCAGGCGCUAUUCUUCGCCUAGACAAAAGAUUCUUCAAUCGCGGAAAGUGCUGGCGUGUUUCAGAAGAUGACUUGAACGAAAUGGUAAGCCAAAAGUUCGAGGCAGCAUUUAGCAGCCAGAAAAACAUUAAAAUAUGGAUGAGCCUCGAAAAAAAACAGGAGGAAAGUGCUAGAAUAAAAAGAGCACGCAAAAAAAUAGAGGCGCAGGACAAACUCUACAGCGAUGCCCUCAAUCUACACAAAAAUUCCCAUGUUUUUAAUGAGCCAAAGAUUUUUGCCGGCUUUGACUCGCUGGCAAGAAUCCGCGUGUACGACGAAAUAGUUUCCUUUUUCAUAAUAUACAGAAGCGUGAUUAAAGAGCUGGGCGCUCUGCUCGCCACCGUAAAUAAGGGCGUUGUGUGGUCAAAAAUAAUAGAGCCAUGCCUCUGCCAGUUCACUCCGCACGCUUUGCACAGCGACCCUGAUCUGCUGCAGUACAUUGUUGCAUACUCAGUUCCCCAUGACAUCUGCGUUAUCAAAGAGAUGGGCAAGCAUCUUAACGCGAAGCUUGCAUACACGGCGUGGAAUACAAAGGAGGCAACGGAAAACAAAAGGCGGCUGCUCGAGAUAUACAUGGGCCUGCUGACUGUGAAAGAGCCGGUGGGUCUCAGCCGCAAUGAACUCAUGCCUUUUCUCAGCUGCAUGAUUUCCAACUUUUUGGACUUGCUUGAGGACAUUCUUGGGCGCCGGGCACCGGCCUCUGCGUCUGAAAGCCCCAAGAUCAUCUCGCUAGUGGUCCAAUUCAUUCUGCUGAGCGACGGAAUAUGCCAGGAGGCAACCAUAAAGAACAAGAAAACCAUGAAAAGCCUGCUGGCUUCUGCCAUGCAUGUGAUUCAAAUCGGGGGUCCUUCUCUGAAAAAUGCUUUCUACAAAAAUCUGCUGACUCUGGUCACAAACAACGUGGGCAUGCCCAUCAGACUGAUACCAGGCGACCCCGAAACAGACCAAAAAGAAAGCGAGGAGCCGGCAGGCAGCGCACCCGACGCGGAAUCUAUCCACAGCGGAAAAAGCGUGGACUCCCUUUUGAACUAUUCUGAAAUACCUCUUUCCACGCUAAGCUUGAACGCCAGCGCAGACUGCCCUGAGAGCUCAGCAAAGGCAAUGUCGGAGGAAGGCCGCUGCUCACCCACAAUGAUAGAUGGGCCAGACAGCCCCAGCGCAAAAAGCAAAUCCAACUCAGAAGACCCGCAGAAUUCUUCGUCCGUGUGCGACGAGGACAGCAGCAAUCUCAAAAAAGCGAAAGCACACGCGGAUCUUUCCCCCGGCAAAGCUCCUUUGGCCCAGGAGGAAGAUUACUCGUCAAACGAUACGCCUUGCCCCGAAAAGCCGUGCAUGCUGCCCAUUAGUCUUUCAGGCUGGCCAUACGUACAGAAUCUGAACUACUUUGACCCCGGCCAUGAGGUUACCAAGGAGUUCUAUAUGCAAUUCAAUGUUAAAAAAGUAGACUCUAUAGUGAACAGGCUUUGCACAUACAUGAACGUGUUUUUGUACGAGUUUACUGAGUUCUACCAAGAGAAAUACCUUCCCCGGCUGUGCAGCACUGCGAUAAAGAGUCUGAAUGCGUAUAAGGAUGCGCACUUCGAAACAAUGGACCCGGCCGUGUACAAAAUCAUGUCCAAUCGAUUUAACUUGAUAGAGAAGUACAUGCAUGGAAUGAUGGAGCUUUUCUUCAUUAAAAGGACAGCCUUCCUGAAGGAUCUGAAAAAGGAAAUAAACCUGCCGAAGCAGGACAGGGAUAUAAAUCUGUCGUCUACCUUCAUUCUGUCCUGCUACAGCAAAAACAGCGGCACCAGGAAAAAAGUGCAGAAGUUUAUUGCAACGUCUUUGGGCACCAUGAUGUUCCACACCCGAAGCAUAUCUCUGAUCCUUUUCCACCUGGCCUUUGGCCUCGAAGAAAUAAUGGAAAUCUCCGCAGAAAUGGGCCAGCUGCCAAAAUGGGGCAAUGACUACGACUUCACCUACAUGUUAGAAGAAGAGAAUCUGGAAUCCAGGCUAAACCAGCCGGACAGGCCCGGCUUCCUCCAGGAGUUCCUGGAAUGCAAAAGCAAAAACAACAGCACUAUGAGGAUAUUCACCAUCAUCCAAAUGGCUGCUCCAAUUUUGAACAUGGUCCCGUGCGACCACUGCUCCGGAAACCCCAAAAUAUUCCUCAUGCCAGCCUUCCGCAAUAUCAGAAAUGACAUUCUGAGAAUAACCUCGUCCAUAGGGCACAAUCUGAUUGGAGGAGUGACAAGCCAAGUGCUGAGAACGCACAACGGAAGACAAGCCCCCAAAAUAAUCCACGCCCCGAAGUGCAUAUACAGCAAGUACCCAUUAUAUAAGCUUCCAAACCAUACCUACUGCAUCUACAUGGACCGGAGGCUAAGCCAGCGCAUCCUGGAAGGCUAUGUUUCGUAG
This is a messenger RNA of Nematocida major, 3102 nucleotides long. RefSeq lists its product as uncharacterized. Bases 1 to 3102 code for a protein of 1033 amino acids. The transcript has a single exon. Lineage: Eukaryota; Fungi; Microsporidia. The record is from RefSeq and is a predicted model, not a curated record.